Coccidioides posadasii C735 delta SOWgp is the source of this 1559-nucleotide messenger RNA. RefSeq lists its product as uncharacterized. Gene Ontology annotation, molecular function: DNA-binding transcription factor activity, RNA polymerase II-specific; zinc ion binding. Gene Ontology annotation, biological process: regulation of DNA-templated transcription. Lineage: Eukaryota; Fungi; Ascomycota; Eurotiomycetes; Onygenales; Onygenaceae. The record is from RefSeq and is a predicted model, not a curated record.
AUGAAUUGGCUUCGUAUUUGGGUUCUUGCCUUCCUCUCUGCAUCCUGGCCUCCUGGGUUAUAAUCCACCCGCGGCAACCCAUUUCAAUCUGUCCCCCUUCAAAAUCCCUCCAUCAAUAUACCCCCCCGGAAUAGGGAGUAUAAUACUGGGCGAUCAUAUCUUGCGGUCUCUGAUGCCCUCUUGUUCAUACUAGAUCUUGGGGGCCGGCUGCUUGUGGCGUGGAGAACUGCAGCCUUGGGUCAUUUCGGGCAUGGCAUUAAACCCUGAUAAUCUCAGCGCAAGAUUUCCUUCCGUGUCGCAUGGGAGCCAGAACACAUCCAGAUUCCCCAUCACAGUCUACUCCAGUUAGUCAACAAUAGGCCCUUCGCUUUUGUUGCCUCUUGGAGCGCGUGACCGGCUUGAAGAAACUAUGCAUGGAGCCGUCCACCGACAACAUAUCUCAGGAAUCUUCACAGGGCUUGGCAAUGGAGGCCUCAACCGGCGGCACUGCAGACAAGAAACGAAACAAACUCGGAUACCAUAGAACCUCCGUUGCUUGCGUCCACUGCAGACGAAGGAAGAUCCGGUGUUUACUUGCUCCCGAUGACGCCCAAGGACGAUGCGAGAACUGCAUCCGCCUGAAGAAAGAAUGCCAUUUUUACCCAGUGGACCAACAACCACCGGUGGAGAAAAGAAGUCGCGCAGGAUCCAAAGCAGAACCCCCAACGCCGGACGCGUCGAUGGUCACCACUCCCACACUUCUCGGCCGCGGGCCGAUGAUGGAGCAGAAAGAUUCCUAUUUCCCGUAUCCUUCAAUCCCCGUGAACGCGACUCCGGACAUGGCGACCUUCAACCCUGGUACCUACGGGGCCACGACAAUGUCGCCAUACUCACCAGACCCCACCACAGCUCUCAGCUCCGUGCAAUCCUUAGCCCAACCAGCGACAUGGGAUGCUUCUUCCAUUUACGAUCAGCAGGUUUCUAGCGUCCCUCCCCCGCUCCAGGCGAGUUCACCGACAGGUGCCAUUUGGGAUCAAAGUACGCCAAUGACCACUCCUAUUUCUUCUAUCUCUGCAUUGAGUGCUACUGCAAGUCCUACAGGACUCGUUCCACCCAACGUUACAGGAAAUUCCGCGUUUGGCAUCGUGACAGACGCGACAGCCUGGAACCUGCAACCCAGCACCAUGCCCCUCUCAAGUCCUGAGGUUACUGCCCCAGGGUACACGGCCCAGUUACAUGCACCAUUACCUUCGGAGUAUAAGCCUCAUAUUGGAAACCCUGCCCGGAUGUAUUCAGUUCCUAUGAGCGUGCCCGUUUCCGGAAUCCAACCACCGCACAACGUUCCUGUUUCAUAUGACGUUCAGCAGCAGUCUUUGGCCUACAAUACCUGGAGCAACAUGGCUCCUGCAGAUAUUUCUACUUCCAACCAGCCAAUUGUUCCGGGAAUCCCAGAUCCCAUGGCCCCUUGGUACGGAGACAGUGGGGUCCCGUACGCCCACAUGAAGCAAGAUGCGCCGAUUGUGACCAGCCCACUGCAGCCGUUUGACCCUGGCGUUCCACAUCCGAUGCAAAAACCAUAA